AUGGAUAAUAUGACAAAUUUUGCAACUUACACUCUGAUGGAACCACAAGACUCUAAAUCAUACAGGUAUAUUUAUUUCACAUGCUUUUUGUUCCUCUAUGUUAUGAUACUGUUUGUGAACAUUUGGCUCAGUGUUGUUAUUGUCUUGGAGAGAGCCCUUCAUGAACCAAUGUACAUUUUUCUGUGCAAUCUUUGUGUGAAUGACAUUUAUGGAACAGCAGCAUUUUAUCCUAAAAUCUUGCAUGAUUUAAUAUUGAAUUCAUACAUAAUUCCAUCUUACAUGUGUGCUUUCCAGGCCUUUAUUGUUUAUACUUAUGUCAUGUGUGAAUAUUCUACAUUAGCAGUGAUGGCAUAUGACAGACAUGUGGCCAUAUGUCGACCUUUAGACUAUCACUCAAAGAUGAACACAUUUUCAUGCUGCAUAUUACUUGGCUUCUGUUGGAUCAUACCAUGUCUUAAUAUGUUCAUUGCAGUUUUCUUGUCAAAUAGGUUGGUACUAUGUAAAAAUCAUAUUGACAAGUUGUAUUGUGACAACUGGUCAAUUGUAAAACUCUCAUGUGGAUCAACUUUUGUCAAUAACCUUUAUGGAUUUAUUUUUAUUUCGUUAUAUUUCGGUCUUGUGAUUGUAAUUAUGGUGUCCUAUAUUAAACUGAUCAUUGCAUGUAAAGCAUCAUUAGAGUGCAGAAGGAAAUUCUGGCAGACAUGUGUGCCUCAUUUACUUUCAUUGAUAAAUCUCACUGUUGCAAUACUUUUUGAUACCAUCUAUAACAGAUAUGGAUCAAGUGAUUUCCCUGUAGCCCUGCGUAAUUUUUUGGCUUUAGAAAUGAUUAUAGUGCCACCUCUUUUCAAUCCCAUAAUUUAUGGCUUAAAACUAACAGAAGUUCGCAAAAGAAUCCUAAAAUUAUGCAUGAAUUGUACUAAAGAAUGA
This is a messenger RNA of Ctenopharyngodon idella (grass carp), 927 nucleotides long. Its product is annotated as olfactory receptor 5K1-like. Gene Ontology annotation, cellular component: membrane. The record is from RefSeq and is a predicted model, not a curated record. Gene Ontology annotation, molecular function: olfactory receptor activity; G protein-coupled receptor activity. The coding region runs from base 1 to 927 and encodes 308 amino acids. Lineage: Eukaryota; Metazoa; Chordata; Actinopteri; Cypriniformes; Xenocyprididae. Gene Ontology annotation, biological process: G protein-coupled receptor signaling pathway. The transcript has a single exon.